This is a messenger RNA of Cordyceps militaris CM01, 1467 nucleotides long. RefSeq names its product MFS transporter, putative. The transcript has 4 exons. Gene Ontology annotation, biological process: transmembrane transport. Gene Ontology annotation, molecular function: transmembrane transporter activity. Lineage: Eukaryota; Fungi; Ascomycota; Sordariomycetes; Hypocreales; Cordycipitaceae. The record is from RefSeq and is a predicted model, not a curated record. The coding region runs from base 1 to 1467 and encodes 488 amino acids. Gene Ontology annotation, cellular component: membrane.
AUGGCCGCGGGCGAGGGGCCUCGUGAGCGCCCUUGCUCCGGCGCAGCAGCCACGCGGGACGAGCACAGCCGGCUGCUUCCACCGCCGGGCGCUGCCGCGAGAAACGCAUCCUAUGCCAUUGUCUUGCGCUGCUUUUUCCUGAGCAUCUGCAUGGAGAUUGGCAACAUCCUCGUCACGGUCCCGCUGAACCAGAUCCUGGAAGCCAUCAUCUGUCGGCAGAUGGUGUCGGACCACGCAGACGGCGGCGGCGGCGUGGAUCUCGGCUGCAAGAACCCAAACGUGCAGAGGGAACUGUCCUUUAUUCGCGGCUGGCAGCUUACCUUUGAUGUCAUCCCGGGGCUCCUGACGGCUAUGCUGUACGGUCUGGCGGCCAAGAGAUACGGAAGGCAGUUUAUUUUGGCGUUGUCCAUCUUGGGUGCGGCGCUGGCCGCUGCCUUCGUCGUCUUUGUUUGCUCCUUUCCAGCUCUCUUCUCGCCGCGCCUUGUAUGGCUGUCGUCUGCAUUCACCUUCAUUGGAGGCGGCGUGCCCGUCUUCAACGCCAUGAUCUUUGCUCUACUGAGUGACGCAGUUGACGAAAGCAAACGAUCAACCACGUUCUUCUACAUGAACGCCACGCCUAUUGGCACCCAGGUGCUGGGAGGUGUCGCCGCGUUUCUGCUCAUGCGUGUGAGCCCGUGGCUGUGUAUUUACUGCGGCGCUUCUUUUUCCGCCAUGGCCACUUUGAUAGCCUUUUUGUUCCCGGCAAGUGUUCUAAGCGGCAAAUUUGUUGAGCAAGAGGUCACCGACACCGCCGAAAUACAGACACUUUGGGGGCAUCUCCAACAACUCAGAGAUGCCUUCCUGUGGUUUACACGGGAAAACUUCGUCACCAUAUCUCUGUUAUCUACCUUGCUCGUAACAACACUCGGUCGCUCUGCGCCCGACAUUCUUCUACAAUACAUUACCAAACGAUACGGAUGGACUUGGUCAGACGCUUCUUUGCUGGUAUCAAUCCACUGGUUCAUUACACUUCUUCUCCUUGCCAUCAUUCUCCCAUCAAUAACGCAAUUCCUUAUCCAAGGAAAGGGCCUGCCUUCUCAGAGAACUGAUCUACUUCUUGCCCGGAUCAGCAUUAUUGCUUCGUCCAUCGGAGCCUUUUUCAUUGGACUAUCCAGCAACAUUCCAUUUCUUACUGUCGGUCUUGGACUAUUUACGCUGAGUUACGCCUAUCCAAUGCUGGCACGAAGCUUGCUAGCAUCCGUCGUGGACAGCCGCCAUACAGAUGUCAUGUACACCACCAUUAGCAUCUUCGAAGCUCUGGGAUCCAUCAUCGCCGGGCCGCUGCUAUCGGCGUCGUUUCGUCAGGGGCUGAGUUGGGGUACGGAUUGGCUGGGGUUGCCGUUUUUACUUGCCGGCGUUCUCUUCGGGUCAGCCGUCGUUGUUCUCAGCUACGUACGCCUUGCAAGCAGUUUUGUCAGCAAUGUGUAG